CUCGUUUGUGAGUGAAGGUGCAGCGGUUGCUAAUCUGAAAGGGAAAGGUUCACAGAGAGAGAACGAGGGGAAGGCUAGAAACAACAAGAGUCUUUUAGUGUUGCAUGGCAGAACUCCCUGAUGACUUCCAUGCUCGAUCCAUCCCAGACGUGAGCAAGCUGCUCGAAACCGAUGCAGAGGUAGGGCUCGGAUCUGCGAAAGCAGCAGAGCUGUUGGUAAAAUACGGUCGAAACGAGCUCCAGGGCCAGAGAGGAAUAAACCCAUGGCGAAUUUUGCUUCAGCAGGUCACCAAUGGCUUGACCCUCAUCCUCACAAUCGCCACAGUGGUGUCGAUUGUGGUCGAGGACUAUGCGGAGGCCGGAGUGCUGAUCAUAGUGAUAUUGUUCAAUACUAUCGUCGGCUUUGUGCAAGAUUUUCGCGCCGAGAGGACGAUGGACGCUUUGAGAAAGAUGGCCUCACCCUCAGCUAAGGUUUUACGGGACGGCGUCCAGACUCGAAUUUCGAGUGGCGAUGUCGUCCCUGGUGAUGUGAUCAUCUUCGAGGUCGGCGAUAUCAUUCCUGCCGACUGCCGCCUCUGCGAUGUGCUGAAUAUGGAGAUUGAUGAGGCCAUGCUCACAGGCGAGAGCAUGCCCGCCAUGAAAAGCGUGGAGUCGCUGCAGGCCAAGGACACCACCAUCGGCGACCGCUUCAACAUGGCGUACUCGAGCACCACGGUGUCCAAGGGGCGAGGCAAGGGGAUCGCAGUCGCCACGGGAAUGGCGACGGAGAUUGGCAAGAUUUCCACCGCCAUCGACGAGACUCCCAGCUCGACCACCCCGCUGCAGAGGCGACUGAACAAGAUGGCGUACGUUCUGUUCGUCAUCUCGAUUUUCCUCGCCGUGAUCGUGUUCGCCGUCAACAAGUUCAACUUCAACACUGAGAUCAUCAUCUACGCCAUAGCCCUCUCCAUCGCCGUCAUUCCGGAAGGUCUGAUCGCUGUGAUCACCGUCGUCAUGGCACUCGGCGUCAAGCGCAUGGCGAGACAAAAUGCUAUCGUCAGGAAGCUGGUCGUGUUAGAAUCCAUGCAACCUGUGACCAACAUCUGCUCCGAUAAGACUGGCACAUUGACUCAGGGGAAAAUGGCGUUGACCAAUGUCUGGAUCCCAAGCAAGGAAGAGACGUAUCGCAUUUCCGGACAGGGAUAUGAGACAACUGGAUCGAUAUCGUACGGGGAUGAAGUUCUCGAUGCGAAGAGGAUUCUAGCGGACGAGAACUUUCACAGGCUGGUGGAAUGCAGUGCUCUGUGCAACACCGCGAAUAUCAUCGAGUCAUCCAAGGGCAAAGUGUGGGGAGAUCCCACCGAGAUCGCUCUGCAGGUGUUCGCCUACAAACUGCAGAUGGGAAAGCCGGCGUUUCUGGGUCUGAAGGAGGCGGUGUUAGAAUUCCCCUUCAGCUCGGCGAGCAAAAGAAUGAGCAUGGUUUGUUCGAACCUCGGCACGUCAGACGAUUUCGAUAUCUACACCAAGGGAGCGGAGAAUGUGCUCGAGAUUUGUGACAAGGUCAUGGACGGAGAGAUGGUGAAGCAAAUCGGUGAUAGGUCGGAGUUUCUGGAGAAAGUUCACGCUCAGAUUGAGCUCAUGGCGACGCAGGGUCUGCGAGUGCUGGUCACGGCGCACCGACGGACGAGCGAGCAGAGCAUGGGGAAGCCCAUGGAGAAAUGGGAGCGCGGCGAUGUCGAGAAGAGUCUGACCUUUCUCGGCCUUGUCGGCAUUCGUGACACUCCGAGAGUUGAGUCGAAGAUUUCCGUCCAGCAGUGUCAUGAUGCUGGAAUCAAAGUCCACAUGCUCACGGGAGACCACAAGAGUACCGCUCUCGCCAUAGCCACAGAAAUUGGGAUCAUCGGCAACCAAUUGCCCCCUUCUGAUGUCAACACCGACGGGGUGGAAACGAUUGUUCCCAUGUACAGGGAGGUGAUGACGGCUGGAGAAUUCGACGCUCUGUCCAACGACGAGGUCGAUGCCCUGGAGGAAUUGCCUCUGGUCAUCGCUCGGUGCACCCCGGCCACGAAGGUCAGAAUGAUCGAAGCGCUGCAUAGGAGGAAGAAGUACGCUGCCAUGACGGGAGAUGGAGUGAAUGAUGCACCGAGCUUGAAGAAGGCCGACGUCGGCAUUGCCAUGGGAGCCGGAAGCGAUGUUGCGAAGCAGAGCAGCGAGAUCGUUCUGACGGACAAUAACUUCGCCACCAUCGUCCUAGCGAUGAAAGAAGGGCGCCGAAUCUUCUCCAACAUCAAAAAGUUCGUCGUUCAUCUCAUGAGCACGAAUGUCGGCCAGGUGAUCGUCCUCAUUGUGGGCCUGGCAUUUCAAGAUUCUGAAGGAGUGUCAGUCUUCCCUCUCUCCCCCGUGCAGAUUCUCUUCAUGAACAUGGUCACUGGAACGCCGCCGGCCAUGAGCUUGGGGAUCGAGCCUGCGUCAUCCAGCAUCAUGCACGUGCCGCCACAGCUCGGAGGUCUCUUCACCAAAGAAUUGAUGAUGGAUAUGUUCGCAUACGGAAGUUUCAUGGGAGGACUGGUGUUGAUCGACUGGACUCUGGUGAUCUAUGCCUUCGGUCAUGGCCGAUUGGCGUUCGACUGCAACGACGAUAGCAAUCUGAAUGCUUGCGAUACUGUCUUCCGAGCGCGCUCGACUCUGCUCAUGAGCUUCACGUGGAUGUUUCUUCUUCACGCUUACAAUUGCAGGCACUUGCGAGCGAGUCUGUUCACCAAAGAAGGAGGCGGUGGAUCGUUCAAGAGGUUGGUGGACAACAAGCUCAUGGUGUGGAGUGUAGUCGUGGGUGCGCUGCUGCCCAUCCCCUUCGUCUACAUCCCGACCGUGAACACCAAUAUCUUCAAGCAGGCUUCCAUCACUUGGGAAUGGGGAAUUAUUGUCGCAAGCGUGCUCGUGUUCUUCGUCUUAUCGGAAACUUACAAGCUUUUGAAGAGGAAGUUGAUGAAAACACCGUAUGUUCUUUAAUUAGCCAACUCGUGCAUGCUCAUCUUGAAGAACUCAAACGUGCAUCGCCUAGGCUAAGCACCAGAUUGAGUUUGAAGAGAAGGUGAAUACGUGAACUAGAAGUGGCUCCUAGUUGUGUUCUCAUCAGUUUCUGCUAAAGUUUAAGAUUUGCUGCUUACUCUCGGCAAGCUAUUUGGAAAUAAUCUGCUGGUUAGCUGUUCGCUUAAGUAUUUCAAGAUAGUAUUGUAAGAAAGUACAGUACGAUUAGAUUUACCGACAACGAGUAAAAUAUGAAGCGUUUAGGACCGUCAAUAUAUUGAGGGAGAAGUGGUAGUUCGGCACGUCGGUAUAUAGACUGCUCACGAUGCUGAGUGAACAAAUUCGAGUGUUUAUAUAAAUAUUCGUGCGUGUAAAUAAACUGCAGUAUACCAGCUAACAUUAAAGUAGCUGAUACUAGUAUAUAUGUGAAGUAUAACCCGGGUCUUCGACUUGAAAUCGAUCGAGAUGAGAAAUUUAUGUUGCAUUUUACCUAUAUCUAUAAGAAAGGUACAAUAGGAUAAUGUUUUACACCUG
Messenger RNA from Marchantia polymorpha subsp. ruderalis, 3539 nucleotides. The record is from the annotation of a GenBank genome assembly. Lineage: Eukaryota; Viridiplantae; Streptophyta; Marchantiopsida; Marchantiales; Marchantiaceae.